Erythranthe guttata (spotted monkey flower) is the source of this 1562-nucleotide messenger RNA. The record is from RefSeq and is a predicted model, not a curated record. Lineage: Eukaryota; Viridiplantae; Streptophyta; Magnoliopsida; Lamiales; Phrymaceae.
GUUUUGUAAAAAAUAAAAUAUGAAAAGUGAUAUAAAGAACUGGGAAUUACGUAACCUCCAGUUCCCUCCCCUGCAAUUCCUUACAUCAAACCACGACAACUGAUAAAAAUUCACCAUUUUCAGCGACUUUAGUUAUUACUACCAAAACCCCUUCAAACCCCUCCGAUUUCCGUCCUCACACCACCACCGUCUCCGCCGCAAUGAGCAAAGCAACGAACUUCGGCCGUCUCCUCCUCCUCCGCCACCGCCACCGCGGUCUCUCCACAUCCCUAAAGUACCCCUGCAAUGCUUCUCCACUCGCUUCAAAUCCCCUUUUUACCUCCCAAAUCACCAGAAAUUACAGCUCCCGUUUCCAGAAUCGAGGAUCCCAAGAUUUUCGUGCCGCCGACGCUGAACGGGCGCUGCAGGAACUUACUUAUCAGGCUGAGAGGGAGAGAAUGCGCGAGAGGGAGGAGAGGAUAAAAGCCGGCCUCGAUGUUGCCGACCUCGAUGCGGAAGAAGAAGAGGAUUACAUGGGUGUGAACCCGCUCAUCGAGAAAUUGGAGAAGGAGAAAGCAAAAGGCGAUCCGCCCAAUUUGAACCGGUACGAGGAGGCAACGGAUUCCGAGUCCGAGGUUGAUGAAGUUGAGGAGGAAAAGCAGAUGGCUAAGUACGAAAAGAUAUCCGAGAAGCACGAGGAUCUGCUCGAUAAAUUCGCCAAGGCUGAGACUCUCGAUGAAUCAUUCAAGUUGAUGAAAAGAAUUGACAAGUUCGAGGAGAAACAUUUUCGGCUAAGACCAGAGUAUCGUGUGAUUGGCGAGUUGAUGAAUAGGCUGAAAGUAGCUGAAGGUAAGGACAAAUUCCUUCUUCAGGUAAAGUUGAAUAGGGCAUUGCGAAUGGUGGAGUGGAAAGACGCUUUUGACCCUGAUGAUUCGUCCAAUUACGGGGUCAUUCAGAAUGACGAGGUUGGGUCUGCCGUUGACCGUUUUGCGCAAGCUGAGUCGGAAGACGAGCAAGAAGUUUCACGAGGUGGAGGGGAUGAUGAUGAGUUGGAGUUUGAUGAUCUUAAAGAAAAGGAUAAUGUACUGUUGGAAAAGCUUAACGAAUUAGAUAAACUACUUGAGCAGAAACUGGCGGAAUUGGAUCAUACUUUUGGUAAGAAGGGGAGACUGCUAGAGGAGGAAAUUAAAGAUCUUGCAGAGGAGAGGAACGCGUUAACUGAGCAAAAGAGAAAGCCUCUCUAUAGGAAAGGCUUUGAUGUGAAGCUUAUUGAUGUCAACAGAACCUGUAAGGUUACAAAGGGUGGACAAGUUAUCAAGUACACUGCCAUGCUUGCGUGCGGAAACUAUCAUGGCGUUGUCGGAUUUGCUAAAGCAAAGGGUGAAGGAAUUCCCGAGGCCCUUCAAAAGGCAUACGCGAAGUGCUUUCAGAAUCUGCAUUAUGUAGAACGGCAUGAAGAGCAUACAAUUGCACAUGCAAUUCAGACGUCGUAUAAAAAGACCAAGGUGUAUCUUUGGCCAGCUUCUACUCAGACGGGGAUGAAGGCUGGUAAAACUGCUCAAACAAUUCUCAGUUUAGCUGGU